Messenger RNA from Ascoidea rubescens DSM 1968, 1533 nucleotides. RefSeq names its product cytosine permease. The coding region runs from base 1 to 1533 and encodes 510 amino acids. The transcript has 2 exons. Gene Ontology annotation, cellular component: plasma membrane; fungal-type vacuole membrane. Gene Ontology annotation, biological process: cytosine transport; transmembrane transport. The record is from RefSeq and is a predicted model, not a curated record. Lineage: Eukaryota; Fungi; Ascomycota; Saccharomycetes; Ascoideales; Ascoideaceae. Gene Ontology annotation, molecular function: nucleobase transmembrane transporter activity.
AUGCUUAAUAGAAAUAUGUACGAAGAUCUUGAGAAAAUCCAGCCUAUACAACCCAUGUCAACAAGCUCUUACUUGGAUGCUUCAGAAAGAACAGAAGCUGAACCUCGAAAAAACAGGUUUUUGACAGCAGUCGACAGAGUAACCAGCCAAUUCAAACUAGAAACUAGAGGUGUUCAAAGAGUCGAAGACGAUGAAAGAACUGAUACCUCCCUUUGGUCUGCUGCUUCCAUGUGGGUCGCAGCCAAUUUGGUUAUUUCAACCUUUGCCCUUGGUGCUCUAGGUAUAACUCUCUUUCAGCUCGGUUUUUAUCAAUGUGUAGUAGUUAUCAUCUUCUUCACCUUUCUAGGUGCAAUUCCUUUUGCUUUUUGUUCCAUUUUCGGCUCCAAAUUCGGUUUGAGACAAAUGAUCUUAUCCUCCUUCUUUGUUGGAAGCUUUGGCAUGAGAAUUUUUGCUGCUAUCAAUUGUGUCUCUGCUGUUGGUUGGGGUGCUAUCAAUAUUAUGACUGCUGCUCAAUUGUUACAUAUCGUUAACAAUGGGGCCUUGCCUCCCUGGGUUGCUUGUAUCAUCAUUGUUCUUAUCACUAUCAUUGUCACUUUUUUCGGUUACAGGGUUAUCCAUUUCUUUGAAAUGUACGCCUGGAUUCCCUCGUUUAUUGUCUUUAUCAUUGUUAUUGCAAGAAUGGCAAGAUCUGGAAACUUCACUGAAGGAGAAUGGGCUACUGGUAAAACUGGUGCUGGUAACGUUCUUUCCUUUGGUGGAACUGUCUUUGGUUUCGCCGCCGGUUGGACCACUUAUGCUGCUGAUUAUACCACAUACAUGUCUGUUAGAACUAACCCAUACAAAAUAUUCUUUGCUGUUCUUGCUGGCCUAACCUUUCCUUUAAUCUUCACGAUGAUCUUGGGUGCUGCCUGUGCCACUGGAACCUUGAUCGACGAGGAUUGGGCUGAAAUGUACAACAACAACUCCAUCGGUGGUCUUCUUUAUUCAGUCUUAGUAGUCAAAUCUUUACAUGGCUUUGGCCAAUUCUGUUGUGUCCUAUUAGCUCUAUCAACAGUUUCCAACAAUAUUCCCUCGAUGUACUCCAUCGCGAUGUGUCUUCAAGCCGUCUGGUCCAAAUUCAGAAUUGUUCCCAGAAUUGCCUGGACCAUUUUUGGUAACUUCUUAACUUUGGCUAUUUGUAUUCCUGCCUAUUAUAAAUUCUCUGAUGUUAUGCAUAAUUUCAUGAACUGUAUUGGCUACUAUACUGCCAUUUAUAUUUCAAUGUUGCUAUCUGAACACUUCAUCUACAGAAGAGGCUUUUCUGGUUACAAUCCCGAUGAUUACCUUGAUAAAUCAAAAUUGCCAAUUGGUAUUGCUGGUACUUCGGGCUUUAUUUCAGGUGUCGUUGGUGCUGUUCUUGGAAUGAACCAAACUUGGUAUAUGGGUGUCGUUUCUAGACAAAUUGGUGAUUAUGGUGGUGAUCCUAUUAGAUCCUGUUCAAAUGCUAAAAACCUACUACAUUUAUUCAGUGCUUUAAACCAAAUUAAUUCGUAG